Messenger RNA from Schistosoma intercalatum, 1636 nucleotides. The record is from the annotation of a GenBank genome assembly. NCBI's taxonomy places the organism in Eukaryota, Metazoa, Platyhelminthes, Trematoda, Strigeidida, Schistosomatidae.
AAGGCCGAAACAUUCUGGCGGCUCUAUGAUUUGACAUGUUGUAAGCCACUCGAAACCAAGCUCAGCCACCACUUAAUUCAGAUUGUCACGUUGUCUUAAUUCUGCACACGCGUUACUUUUAGCUGUUAUCGGCUGAUAUUCUUGAUAAACGUAAGUUCACGCUUUGUACUUAUUAAGUCAUUGGUUCACAUUUACAUUGUUAUUUCAUUUCCAGUUUCUUUCACACACUGCCCCUCACACCUCAACAUACAACGUACCUUCAGGCUAAACACAAAGCCAUUGGGAGUUAAACUUAAUAAUGUUGCCUUCAGAUAAUGAUCCAAGUCAUCCACAUUGCUCAUCUCCAACAAAUGUUCAUGAUACUGAAAAUCAUGUGUCUAGGACUUUCGCAAAUUCCUCCGCAGAUUUCCAUAAGAAACGAAAAUCAAAAUGGACUAUCGACGAUAUAGAUAUUGGGAGGAAACUUGGCGAAGGUCGCUUCGGUUCAGUGCAUCUUGCGAGGGAAAAAGCUAGUCGAUUUGUCAUUGCUUUGAAGAUACUUUUAAAGCCUAGACUAGUAACAAAGGAAUUAAUGAAACAAGUGCAACGAGAAAUAGAAAUACAGUCACAUCUAAAACACCCAAAUAUUGUUCGUAUGUACAGUUAUUUUUAUGAUAAGAAGCGUAUUUAUUUGGUCCUUGAGUAUGUACCUAGAGGGGAGUUAUCUAAAGAAAUCAAUCGCUUUGGUCAUUUUGGAGAUAGUCGCGCAGCAACUUACGUAUACCAGCUUUCCAAAGCUCUUUCUUACUGUCAUCAAAAUGAUGUUAUACAUCGAGAUAUCAAACCAGAAAAUAUACUCCUUGGAGCUCGCGGUGAAGUGAAGAUUGCAGAUUUUGGCAGCGCAGUGCACUUACCAGCUUCACGACGUAUGACUACUUUCGGUACGCUCAAUUACUUGGCUCCCGAAUUGUUCCAUUUGGAGUGUGUUCAUGAUCAUCGUGUAGACAUAUGGAGCUUGGGAAUACUAACUUUCGAGAUGCUUACCGGUCAUUUACCCUUUGAUGGUGAAACCUUCCAGGAGAUCUCCGAAAAGAUCCGAAAUGCUGAUGUUUCAUAUCCAGAUACAUUAAAUCUGGGUGCGACGAAGCUCAUUACUAGUAUGCUCAAGAAGUUGUCAAGUCAAAGGGUUUCUUUAAAUGAAAUCGAUAAUUAUGACUGGAUUAAAAUGCAUGCUGAAUUUUCUGUCAAUCAAUGCAAAGCAGCUCUUCAAGAUUGGGAAAAUGUUAAUAAUCAAAAUUCUACUUGUCCUUCAUCUAGUAGUUACGAGUGCUCAUCUACAUUUGUAAAUACAUUUUUAAACGAUUGAUAUUUUCAUAUAUUUCACAUUGCAUUACCACUUGUUGUCUUUCAGGAUAUCUUAAUAUAACAAUUAAAAAGCUUAUCAUUUUAAUUAUAAAUGGUUAUCAUUUUUACCAUAAUCUAUAUGCUCAUAUGUACAUGUAUUUGCAUGACAUUAACCUCUUUCACUAUUCUAUCAUAAAUACUUGAUAGACAUGUUUUAUGUUAUUAUUACGUAUAUCUGUAAAUUAAUUACACAUAUAUUUGAAGAAUGUUAUUUUAUUGUUGCAUAUUUAAUUUAAGGAAAAUUCUAGGAGUC